AGAGCAAAACGCAAAUAUAGCAUGCACGUUGAAACGUGUAUGAUCCAGUACCCAGUAUGAUCUGUUUGUUUACGAUUCCCGCGCAAAUCGUAGCAGCAGAUUGUGUUUAUCUAGAUUCCACGUGUUUUUUUCUUAUGUUUCAACGAAAACAAAAAACUCAAUGUCUCUUGGUUCUAAAGAAACGUUUUUGUGUGUAUUGACAAGUGCAAUUAUUGAAAAAGUGCUAUAAAAAUAUGAUGCGUAGUUCUCGUGAGUGAAAUGGCAGUUCAAUUUUUGUGUUGACGCGAAAACUUCCAAUUUCAAUUUAUGUUUUAAAUUGAAUUUGCGGGAAUGUACUUUUUUGAAACGAAACGCUAAAUUAGGAUUUAUCUGGUCAGAAGUCCAAACUUUAAAUGGGAAUCGCCCAGUAAAAAAAAAACGAUGGCAACCGAAGCUGUAUACGAAUACAUGCAGUGUCAGAAUCGACCAUUCAGCGCUAAUGACAUUGUGACCAAUCUCAACAACCAGCACCCGAAGCCAGUCGUACAAAAAGCUCUGGACAAAUUGGUCGCCAAAAACAAAGUUUUCGAAAAGGCCUAUGGAAAGCAAAAGAUUUAUUGCCUGGUGCAAGACCCGUCGCAGGACACCGACGAGUUGUUGCGGAUAAAUCGUGAGCUUCAAUGCCACGCGAACGAGGUAGAAAUGAAGCGUACGGAGGUUGACAAAUCUAUCCGCGAAUACGAGUCGAAAUUGGCGCUUUUGCGCCAACAUCCUUGCCUCGAAGAAGCUCUCAAAAUACGAGACGAACUGAAAAAGCGGGUCAAAGAACUCACUGAUAAGUUAGACGCCCUCAUGGAAACGACUGGAUCUCAAGACCUCGGAACCGAUAAGAAAAAAGCUGAGGACAAGAUGAAAGAAUAUUCGCGCGAAUACGGCAAAAGAAAACGCUUGUGCACCGAUAUUAUCGACUGCAUCCUCGAAGGCUAUCCCGGAAGUAAAAAAGCUCUUCAGGAGGAGAUCGGCAUCGAGAUUAAAAUCGUCCAAUAACCUUAAUCGUUAAAACAUUAUUCGUAAUACUAAAAUCAAACGAAAAGUUGACGAAAAAUGUUAAAUUUUUUCUUUUUCGUCUCAGUCAAUUUUCAAUCGUCUCCCUUUUCGGGAAAAAUGUUCUCGCGGACUCGUAACGUCAUCUGAUGGAUUUAAAUUGGGCAAAACUGUCCAAUUUAUCGAACAUUUGAUUUGCAAUUAAAUCUUCAUCUCCUUCGAUCACAGUGACAAAUAUUCGACGUGAAAAUCAGAGUAAAAACAGUCUGAGGAUCACUCUUGUUCAUAAAUUUAUUUCGAUCGACUGAUUUUUCGGUUACAAUUAAUAUUUUUCUUAUCAAUUACAUUCACGGUAAUUUCGUUCUUCGGUACCGAAAUUCCAGAGUAUCCGAUCCACAUUACUUGUUCGAUUGCGACUAAAUAAGUAUUGUAAUUUGCAUAACUGUAGAAACUCGAUUAAAAAUGAUGAAUCUUUUCGAA
Molecule: messenger RNA, 1503 nt
Organism: Venturia canescens
Lineage: Eukaryota; Metazoa; Arthropoda; Insecta; Hymenoptera; Ichneumonidae
Product: homologous-pairing protein 2 homolog
Exons: 3
Coding region: 421-1026 (201 amino acids)
Biological process (GO): homologous chromosome pairing at meiosis; meiotic joint molecule formation; meiotic strand invasion involved in reciprocal meiotic recombination
Cellular component (GO): DNA recombinase auxiliary factor complex; condensed nuclear chromosome
Molecular function (GO): double-stranded DNA binding; recombinase activator activity
Source: RefSeq, a predicted model, not a curated record